This is a messenger RNA of Oryza brachyantha (malo sina), 887 nucleotides long. Its product is annotated as 7-deoxyloganetin glucosyltransferase-like. The record is from RefSeq and is a predicted model, not a curated record. Lineage: Eukaryota; Viridiplantae; Streptophyta; Magnoliopsida; Poales; Poaceae. The transcript is spliced from 2 exons. Bases 113 to 673 code for a protein of 186 amino acids.
ACCUCCUAAAAUGAUGCUUCACAAAUGGUGUCAGAAUUGCAUGGAUAAGUACAAGAUAGCUCCAUAGCGCUCUACGACGGCGUCGCUUCUUCCUUCCGGCCGGCCGGCCACCAUGUCGUCGUCGUCGGCGGCGGCGGCGCCAGCGCCAGCCCACGCCGUGUUCUUCCCGUUCCCGGUGCAGGGCCACGUCGCUCUGGCGCUGCACCUGGCUAAGCUCCUCCACGCCAGGGACGGCGUCCGCGUCACCUUCGUCCACUCCGAGCGCAACCGCCGCCGCGUGCUCCGCUCGCGCGGCGCCACCGCGCUCGACGGCGCCCCGGGGUUCCGCUUCGCCGCCGUUCCCGACGGCCUGCCGUUAGACGGGGACGCCGACGCUCCCCCCGGCAUGCUCCCCCUGCUCGUCGCCAUAAGGUCAACCGUGCCGCACUUCAAGAACGUGCUCGACGACGCCGCCGCCUCCGGUGACCCGGCCACCUGCGUCGUCUCCGACAUGGACCACAUCUUGCUCGCCGCCAGGGACAUGGGCCUUCCGACGGUGGUGCCCUGGGUGCCCAGCGCCUGCGGCCUCCUGUCGUCCCUGCACUACCAGCAGCUCAUCGACCGAGGCCUUGUUCCUCUCAAAGAUGCUGAGCAGCUGAGCAAUGGCCACCUCGACAGCACGGUGGUUGUUUGAAUAAGUCCUGAGCAGUUAAAUGUAGGAGGUAGCAGGCGAUUAGCGCCAUUAGAGGCAGGCCACGGAUUGCGGCAUGGCCCAGGUGGUUGGGAUGGCAACCAUUGAUCACGAGUAUGCCGGGAUUAGCUUGUCCAUUUGUUUCCUUGUAACCAUACAUGUAAUCCAUAUAUAGUGAAUACAAUCAAAAGGAAAAGCUGUCGCUUACAGCACCAAA